AUGUUGUCAAUAUACAAAAUCACAGCGAUAAUACUUCUCGGCACACUGAGCAAAGGAGAGCUGCCGGAGGAUGACUUCAGGAUAAUCAAAAGACAAGACCUGCUGGCGUCAGAUAGCGAUAUCUUUGAAGAUAAGGACGGCAAAUCAUUUUCGCAACUGCUUUUCGACGUUGCAAGAGACCAAGUGAUAGUGGGUGCAAGAGACACCCUCUACCGUCUUUCACUUCGUGGUCUACGACAGUUAGAGCGUGCGGAAUGGCCGGCACCAGCCAACACAACCAAACUAUGCCAAUACAAAGGUCAAACAGAAGAUAAUUGCCAUAAUUACAUUAAAGUGUUACUGGCAUAUGGACAUAAGCUUUUCGCAUGUGGAACCAAUGCCUUCAGUCCUCUUUGUAGCUGGAGAGAGAUUGAAUCAUUAAACAUGGUAUCAGACUGGGUGUCUGGGGUCGCACACUGUCCACAUAACCCAAAUUCCAAUAUAACUGCAAUAUUUGCAAGCAGCGGAGAAUAUUAUGCAGGGACACCGACGGACUUUACUAGCUCUGACACAGCUAUAUGCAGGAGUCAAGGAGCUUCUAAUAGAGAGUCAAGCAUGUUGCGGACGACACAGUACGACUUUAACUGGCUAAAUGAACCACAGUUUGUGGGAAGUUUUGAAGAUGACUUCUUUGUUUACUUUGUGUUUAGAGAGAUCGCUGUGGAGUAUAUGAACUGUGGAAAGAUAAUUUACUCACGUAUUGCACGUGUUUGCAAGAACGAUUCAGGUGGACACCUGGUGAUGAAGGACAAUUGGAGUACUUUUCUCAAAGCCAGACUCAAAUGCGCAAUACCUGGAGAUGUUCCUUUCUACUACGACGAAGUACAAAGUGUCGAAUAUUUGUCGCAGGAGAAAAUUCUUGUUGCAGUUUUUACUACACCUACAAAUAGCAUAGCAGGCAGUGCAGUGUGCAUCUAUAAUAUGUCAGACAUCCACUUAGCGUUCGAAGGGUCGUACAAAGUACAAGACUCGCCAAUGUCUACGUGGGAACAGAGAACACCAUCACGGGAAGCAAGGGAACAUUUCAGAUGCAACACUGACCCUAGACAACGCCAGUCUAUGGAGUAUCAUAAGUAUCACUUAAUGUACGAAUCUAUCCAGCCUGUAUCUGGGGAGCCAGUAUUUAAAGCGACCUUAGAGCGCUUCACCCACGUGACUGUCGAUGUUGCCAACACUAAACACGUUGAAAAACAAUUAGUAGUGUUUGUGGCAACACAGAACAAUGAUAUUUUAAAGUUGGCUAUACUGCCCAAGUAUGAAGGCGCGUGUGUUGCAGAGAUUUGGAAGUUAAAAGACGAGAAAGGCGGAUUUGAUAUAUUGUCGAUGCAGUUCGUUAAGGAUACUAUGUCCCUCUACAUAGGUAGUGAUACAGGAGUUUUACGUAUAUCCAGUGAACGUUGUUCCCGAUACAAAACCAAAUCUAGCUGCGUGAAUGCCGUGGACCCGCACUGUGGAUGGGAUGAUGCUAGAGAGAAAUGUCUUAAAGCAUCUACUUAUAUACAUGAGACGUACUUCACUCAAGUCACUGGGAGCUGUCCGUCUGUUAGUACGCCUGUGGACGGUGGUUGGUCAUCGUGGUCGGAAUGGGAGCAGUGUAUGCAAGAUGGUACACAACAAAACUUGUAUGGAGACGGAAAGCCUGACAUGUGCUUGUGUAGAACAAGACACUGUGACAACCCUAAACCUGCUAACGGUGGACAGGGAUGUACAGGUGCAAGUAUAUCAGUAGCAAACUGCACCGUCCACGGCGGCUGGUCGGCGUGGUCGGCCUGGUCCGAGUGCUCCGCGUCCUGCGGCAUCGCGGUCAAGUUCCGCAGGCGCUCCUGCACGUCGCCGGAGCCCAAGUUCGGGGGCAGAGUGUGUGUUGGACUGGAAGUGCAAGAUUUGUUCUGUUCUAACUUACCGCCAUGUCCAGACCCAGCAUUAGCACCAGUAGACGGGUCCUGGUCUCCAUGGGGUCCAUGGUCAGCAUGCUCUGGUAGCGGUUGCGGGUCAGGAGCUGGAACUAGAGAGAGGAAGAGGGUGUGUGGCAACCCUGCGCCCUCGCACGGGGGCGCGGAUUGUGAGGGUGAAGAGGUCGAGAAACAAACGUGUGAUCUCCGCGCUUGUGAACUGAGGAAGGCCACUGCGUGGACGCCAUGGGUGCAAAUACCGAGUAAUGCAUCGGAUGGAAGUUACACUGAGAAGAGAUUUAAAUUUUUAUGUAAAGCACCAACUCCAGAGCAAAUAAGGCUAUCCCUAUCCCGGGAAGAAGAACGCUACUGCAGCCCGCGCGGCGCGUGCACGAGCGCGCCGCCGGACGAGGCGUGGGGCGCGUGGGGCGCGUGGGGCGCGUGCUCGGCGCCGUGCGGCGGCGGCCAGCAGGCGCGCGCGCGCCGCUGCCGCGCGCCGCCCUGCGCCGGGCCCGCCGACAUGCUGCGCGCUUGCAACACGCAUGCGUGUGUUGGUGAAUGGUCAUGCUGGAGUGAAUGGAGUGAAUGUAGCGGCGGGUGCAACAGCGUCGCGACCGGACAUCGAACCCGCACUCGCAUGUGCCUGUCGCCCGAAGGCUGCGCGGACGCGGGCGCUGCUUUAGAGCGACGCAUUUGUGUUAAUAAUUGUGCAGAAUCCGAGAGCGGCUGGGGAGCGUGGGGCGAGUGGGGCGCGUGCGAGGGCGGCGAGCGCGUACGGCGGCGCGCGUGCACGGCCGGCGCCUGCGUCGGCGCGCAGCUGCAGGUAGCGCGCUGCUCCGACACCGCGGACGUUGAUAAUGAGUUAUAUGCGAUGCCGGCAUAUAGUCAGAAUGUGGAAAUGGCGUCGUUUGUCACAAUGUCCAACGAGUCACUCGGCAUUGGCGGCAUUAUAGGCUGUGUGGUAGCUGCUUUUGUUAUGGGUUGCCUAGUUUGCUUAGCGGGCGUCAUAUUCUGCCACCGUCGAGGCACUCUACCUUGGAAUCGAGCGCCAAGAGUGCCUUCCAGCCCACACUAUAUAACCAAACAAAAUAGUUAUGUAACCGUACCUUUGAAGGAAGUGCCACGUAAAGCGAAACGUCAACCGUCAUUUUCGGGUAUCGGCAAUUCAAGCGGCAUCCUUCUUUCGAAAAGCAAUAAUAUCACGAACCCAAACCAUAAUAACCCUAUGGCGACACCAAAGUUGUAUCCAAAAGCCAUAGCGAAUGAAUACGACUCUAUGGGCACAUUGCGGAGGCAUUCUAACCAGCCAAAUAAUAAAAUAAAUCUUGAUAUCGAAGAGGAUAAAUUCUAC
Brenthis ino (lesser marbled fritillary) is the source of this 3282-nucleotide messenger RNA. Lineage: Eukaryota; Metazoa; Arthropoda; Insecta; Lepidoptera; Nymphalidae. The record is from the annotation of a GenBank genome assembly.